Molecule: messenger RNA, 664 nt
Organism: Homarus americanus (American lobster)
Lineage: Eukaryota; Metazoa; Arthropoda; Malacostraca; Decapoda; Nephropidae
Exons: 7
Coding region: 176-664 (162 amino acids)
Source: RefSeq, a predicted model, not a curated record
UCCCUCCUGGCACUCCAGACCUGGAGGUGCCACACAACGGACUGUAUACGAUCUUGGCCAAGGGCGCUAGUGGCGGCGGGGGCGUGCAGACACAGGACAUGACCACCCACGGGGCCAUAUCCAGAGGAACCUUCUACCUCACCGCCAACACCGAGCUGUACAUCUAGUGGGCAGAAUGUCUGCCUGCAAGAAUGCCCCGACACAGACGCGGGAGCACCUGGAUAUAUGCACCUCCAGGAGACUUCCGCCUGACGUCUCAACGCUGGAGAAGAUUACCAAAAUGGAUAUGCUUCGUCACGGCGUCUGGAUGAACUCUUCUGGGGGAGGCGGUGGCGGUGGCGGGGCGUCCUUCGUGUUCAUGAUGGAGGACAACCAGCCCAAGGCCCUCGUGGUGGCCGGUGGAGGCGCUGGUCUCGCUUGGAUCAAGUCGGAGAUCUCUGACCAGCAGGACGGACGGGCCAUCAACUCCUCCCUCCCCGAGAGUCACGGACACGCCUUCCACAACGGCAGUAAUUAUGGCGCAGAGACCCUUAGGUUUGUGUUACAGAGACCCUUAAGGUUUGUGUUUACAAGACCCUUAAGGUUUGUGUUUACAGAGACCCUUAAGGUUUGUGUUUACAGAGACCAUAGGUUUGUGUUUUACAGAGACCCUAGAGACCCUUAA